AUGGAACCAGCCGUUCUGUAUCAACGACACACAAAUAUAGACGAAUGGUUCUCUAUAUACAACGCCGAAGACGACGAGCAAAGUCCGGAUAUUUCUAUCGAAGCAGACGAGGAAACGUCCCCAUAUGCAAGUGGCGAACUAUUCUCCAACAACGCCGUGGACGACGAGCAAAAUCCCGAUCUUAUCGAAGCAGACAAGGCAACGUCCCCAAAUGCUACGUUCGAAGAUGACUCAUCCUUUGACGACGAUAUACCAGGAAUGAAUCAUGAAAAUUUUGGCAAAUACUUCGACCAUUACAAACAAGUAAUGCAAAAUAAUGAUGCAACGGACGGAGAAGACAGUCAAAAUGAUGCAACGGAAUCAUCCUCGUCUUCAAGUGACGACAACGCCUCGUCUUCAAGUGACGACAACGCCUCGUCUUCAAGUGACGACAACGCCUCGUCUUCAAGUGACGACAACGCCUCGUCUUCAAGUGAACGCCUCAUCUUCAAGUCACGACAACGCCUCGUCUUCAAGUCACGACAACGCCUCGUCUUCAAGCUCGUCUUCAAGUGA
Molecule: messenger RNA, 555 nt
Organism: Bradysia coprophila
Lineage: Eukaryota; Metazoa; Arthropoda; Insecta; Diptera; Sciaridae
Product: lisH domain-containing protein C1711.05-like
Source: RefSeq, a predicted model, not a curated record